This is a messenger RNA of Osmia lignaria (orchard mason bee), 3427 nucleotides long. RefSeq names its product cell division cycle protein 14 (gene cdc14). The record is from RefSeq and is a predicted model, not a curated record. Gene Ontology annotation, biological process: protein dephosphorylation. NCBI's taxonomy places the organism in Eukaryota, Metazoa, Arthropoda, Insecta, Hymenoptera, Megachilidae.
CAUAAUAGUAAAUAAUUAUUACAAUAUUUAAAAAAUAGCACUAGCAAUUUAGAGGAAAUGUAAAGAACUUUUCUCAGCUAGAGUGCGCUGCUUUGCGAUUAAUGGAAUAAUUGUUGGCUAAGGAAAAACAGUAAAAUUCAUUGAGAUAAUUGUGCCAAUAAGUUUUAACAUCAAUAUUAUUUAAACCGUAAACCUUUUACACAAUAUCAGUGAACGUUUUACAAUGUUUCUUGUAAAUAUUAAACCAGUAUGUUAUCAUCAGUUUAAUAUUGUGAGAGCAACCAAUAUGGCAGUGCAUUCGAAAACUACCUUCUGCUCCUAUGGCGGAUAAUAAUGUUGUAUAUACAAACAUAUACGAGGAAUAAACGCCUUAUUGAUAUUUUAUAAAAUGGUGAUAUCUUAAUAACAAACAUAAAUUAAAUAAUAUUCAUGAACUAGCAAUCAUUUGAAUGUACAACAUAACCGGAAGAGCUCUACGACGCAAUCGAUCGGCCAUCACCGACUCUCGAUUGACCAAGUUUGAAUCUUGUAACGGUCGCGCAGUAUCAGAUAAUAAACAUAAACUAAUGAUGGAGGACACAAAUGAUGUAUUAGUAUGUGCAACAGAAUUCAUAAAAGAUCGGCUGUAUUUUGUGACAUUGAGGACAACAAUAAAACCAAAGAGUACUCCAAACACUCAUUAUUUUAGUAUUGACGAUGAAUUAAUUUAUGAAAAUUUCUAUGAUGAUUUUGGUCCAUUGAAUCUGGCUGUGCUAUAUCAUUAUUGUCAAAAGGUCAACAGAAAACUUAAAGCAGUAACUUUAAAAAAGAAAAAAAUUGUACAUUAUACAACUACAGUUCCAGGAAAAAGAGUGAAUGCUGCUUUCCUCAUAGGAAGUUAUGCUAUAUUAUAUUGUAAACGAACAGCAGAAGAAGCAUACAACUGUUUAACCAGUAGCCCUAAUAGUCCACCAUUUAUUAUGUUUCGGGAUGCUUCUGUUGGUACACCAUGGUAUCAGAUAUCCUUAAGUGAAUGUCUUAGUGCUAUAUAUAAAUGUCACAGACUUGGAUUUUUCAAUUUUCAAGACUUCUGUGUGAAAGAAUAUGAGUAUUUUGAAAGAGUAGAAAAUGGAGAUUUAAAUUGGAUUGUUCCUGGUAAAUUCAUUGCAUUUUGUGGACCUUAUGCUAAAUUUAAAAUAGAAGAUGGAUAUCCCCUUCAUGCACCAGAGUCAUAUUUUACAUAUUUCCGUUAUAACAAUGUAACUACCAUUAUACGCCUUAAUAAAAAAAUUUAUGAUGCUUCAAUUUUCACAGAUGCAGGAUUUGAUCAUAAAGAUCUAUUUUUUGUCGAUGGUUCGACUCCAACAGAUUCAAUUAUGCGGCAAUUUCUUAAAGUAGCAGAAAAUGCAUGUGGUGCUGUUGCUGUUCAUUGUAAAGCAGGGCUUGGUAGAACAGGUUCUUUAAUAGGCUGUUACAUUAUGAAACAUUAUCAUCUAACAGCUCAUGAAACAAUAGCAUGGAUAAGAAUAUGUAGACCAGGUUCAGUAAUUGGGCAUCAGCAAGAGUGGCUAGAAAAGAAAGAAGCAUAUCUUCAUUCUCUGCUGAAAGAACCAUUACAACCUCAGAACGGCAAUCCAGUACAUAAAUAUGGAAUAUACUCCAUAAUUGGUAGACCUAAAACGUCAUUUCUGUCUAAUUUAAAAGAUGGUCAUCUUGUACAAGAUAAUGUUUCGGGAAAAAUGCAUCGCGUGGAUGGAAUUGCAUUUCAUGACUUCAAACGUACUACAGGAACUAGUGCAACUAAGUACACAACUUUAACCGAGGGUGAUAAAUUGAAUCAACUGAAAGCCAAGAGAAAACGUUUGCUAACAAAUCAUGCUCCUAUUAAUACAAGUACUGGACCAUCAACAGUAGUACAUCCUUACUUAAAACCAUUAUUACAAACAAGAAGUCAAAAGAAUGCAAUUAAUACAAUCGCUGGAAAUAAAGAGAAGGAUCCUACAAAAAAGCUUGUUCCUAGAGCAACUACAACUUUUACUAAAAGAAAUUGGAUGGCCCGCAGUAACACCUGUGAUCCACCUCCACGUCGUGUUAAGUCUACCAAAUCAACAACACAGAUCCAUAAUAUCAAUAACAGCAGCAACAGUGGGAGCAGUAAUAAUACAACCACCGCCUCCACCACUACUACUACCACCACCAUCACCACCGCUACCACGUCCAUGACCACUACUACCACCACUACCACCAUCAAAAACAACAACAACAACAACAACAACAAUACAUCUACCAGUAUUUCCGUUACCUCGAUAUCUAUACCGAAACCAUCGGUAACAAGGGCCAAGAUGACAAAAUCUAUAAGAACCUCAUGCAUCACAGAAACCCGUACUGCUAAUGCGCCUACAAACAGUUCGGUUACGCAACCACAGCAAGGCACAAAUAUGAUCCUCAGGUCUGCAGAUCGAGUAAAUCGCUAUCAUUCUUUAAGACAUGCGCGCACGACCAAAAGUUAUAAAACUGCAUUUAUCAGAUGACUAACCGAUGUUCUAAGUGGCAUUGAAAAGGACAAUCCAGUAACUCAAGUCUAUCAACAGCGCAGAAGAUCUCAUCGUUUAAAUCCGACCAUUUAAUAGAAACGUCUUGUUGAUCUUCAAUCACCAAUUCAAACAGCUAUUGCUUUUAUCACGAUUAACGGAGAACAAGUAGAUCUAUAGUUAUUAUCAGCUUUCUCAAGGUAGUUUAUUUUACGUUUAUAUUUAUAUUUCGGAUUAUAAGUUUCUCAUGUUUACACAAUUAACGAUCUAUGUGGCUUUUAAAGUUCUUCCAUAUUUUGCGAUGCGUUGAACGUUUGCAAAAGAUAUCAACAUAGCUUUUUGUUAAUUUUAAUUUACUGCAUUAAAAAAUUUCUGCUGGCCAGAAAAAAUAUAUUGAAAUAAUGUUAAAUAUAGUAAUAUUCCUUUCUAUUACUUAUCUCUAGGUGGUGAAAACUUACUAUUAUUCACAUUUAAAUUUCAUCAGAGUAAUGUUGCUUAAGUGAGAGUUGUGUAGCCUUUCAAUGAUCAUUUGGUUGUAAAUAAAUUGGUCUUUUCUUGUUUUGACAUCAGUGGCUUUAUCAACAAUCGAAUUUGAUUUUUAAUUUUUAUUAGCACACAAUGAUUUUUGUUAAGUAAUAUUUUUGUUAUUACGAUCAAAAACAUUAAAGUGAAUAGAAACUUACAAUCCUAAUGUACAUUCAUUACACAAAAGAUAAUAUUUGAAGAUAAACAUAAUAUUUGUUCAUAUAACUAUUAAAUGAUAGAAGAAUGUUACAUGUUAUAUAGAUUUUAUAAUUUUAAGUUGAAACAGUUUAUAAAAAAUCAUACUAUCCGCAUAAUAUGCUUUAAUAAGAAAUUGCAAUCAUAGUGUGAUGAAAGUAAAUUUAAUAUAUUAAAAGGGCUACAUAAUUAAUAUG